This is a messenger RNA of Bursaphelenchus xylophilus (pine wood nematode), 1617 nucleotides long. Lineage: Eukaryota; Metazoa; Nematoda; Chromadorea; Rhabditida; Aphelenchoididae. The record is from the annotation of a GenBank genome assembly.
AUGGUCGUAUUUAUAGUUCCAAAGCCCAUCCGGAGUAUCCAGGAGCAUCAAAGACGGAAGAGAUCUUUGAAUGACGUCAGAUGUAAUCACAGCAAGAUACGAUCGUUAAUCAAAAAGGUUGGUUUUAUGCAGUCCAAAAUAUGUCUGCUCCAGAUUGAUACGCAAAAUCCUCGUAACGGAAUUAAAAUGUUGAAAAGAGACAUCACCAGACAUCUUGGUCUUCCUGUAAAUGUGGUAUGUUCAAUCUCUGAGAUCGUGUUUGAUGUUAGCACUGACACUUACUGCCAAUAUUCCGUAAACAACUUGCAUUGCCUUGUAUUCCUACGAUGAAAUGUCAAUUCGUACCAAAUAUUUUCAUUAAAAUGUUCUAAUAAUAAACACCCCGGGCCAUGCUUUGGAAAUUGUUUACGGGAUCUUUCUCUUCUCUCCUCCGUUUUGAAAUGAAAUUAUUGUUGAUGAUGUAAGGGUAAUUGAAAGGUUUCUGUCAGGGAUCUGGCUGUUGCAUUAAAUGGAUUUUCUUGGUGUAAGUAUAAUCCAAGUCCAUCGUAUCACUCUCAUAGAGGUUAGAGAUUGCAAUUACUAAGAACAGAGAAGCCCAGUAAGCAGUGAAAGGCUUCAAUCAGCGACAACAUGAUGAAUAUUGAUGACACAAGAAAACCUGGGGGCUAUGAAAUGACACACUGCAAAAACAUUGCGUGCAAGAUACCUACCUUUUCGUACGUCAGAAUUCUGUAAUCGAAAGGCAAUGCGUAAAGAGCUUUACAGUAUCCUUUCCAAUACUUUCAUUACAUAUAAACAACUAUUACAUACCAUUGAAUAUUUUUCUAGAAUGCUUCCGAUAAACACCUUAAGUGCAAUCUUAGACCUAUGACGGCUAUAACAUCCGAGUUUCGCAACCCAAUCUAUUUUAUUAACGGCUCAACACGGACUCGACAUCCUCUAAAACCUAACUUUAGUUCGGCCGCCCGCACUCUGACGUUUUUGCGAGCAUUUGUAUCACCUUUUGGUAUCCCUCCUUGGAAGUUUUAUUCCAUUGACGAAGGCUCUUAAUCCCCCGAAGAAAUGAAAGGGUGGAGUCUGAUGGAUUCUCUUCGUAUUUAAGUAGCCUGUCUGGAUUUCGGAUUCAAUUACAGAUUUACAUUGCCGUUCAUUUAGAUCUUUCUACAGCGCAAAUCAUGUCCCACAUUCUUUAUGAAGAUGAUUAUGUAGAAUUAACCGAAGAUUUUCUAACUAUAAAACGUUAUUUCUUCCCCAUGAUGAAGCCCAAAGUUGUGAGAGUUAAACAUAUUCGGACAGUCUACUUUGAUGAGCAAGAUAACACCAAAUAUGGACUAAAAAGAACCUGGGGAAAGAGCGAAAUGUCUGAAGUUUACUGGGCUAUCGAUUUCCGGAGGUAAUUUAUUUUAUUUUAAAAAUUAAUAAUAUUUUUUUUGAUUUCAAUAAUUCUAUUUCUUCAGAUGUCUGCCAGGUGACAAAGGCGGUAAAGCAGAUGUAAUAGUGGACGUCGAAGAUGGACUAAUGAAAGGUUUCACCGUCAGAGAUGUCCAGUCAUUCCUGCAGAGCCUUAGAUACGCAGCCCCCAUGUCCCUGAUUGUGGUGGACAACCUCAAUUUAUAA